This is a messenger RNA of Octopus bimaculoides (California two-spot octopus), 5933 nucleotides long. RefSeq lists its product as uncharacterized. Gene Ontology annotation, molecular function: DNA-binding transcription factor activity, RNA polymerase II-specific; RNA polymerase II cis-regulatory region sequence-specific DNA binding. The record is from RefSeq and is a predicted model, not a curated record. NCBI's taxonomy places the organism in Eukaryota, Metazoa, Mollusca, Cephalopoda, Octopoda, Octopodidae. Gene Ontology annotation, biological process: regulation of DNA-templated transcription.
AAUGGCUGCCGGUUUGGUGGAUUAGUUAUGUCUAUAUUGAAAUGUAUCACUAAUGUCUUUGUGUUGGUUAUAAGUUCUUUGCUGUUUGGAGAAAAGAAAUCUAAUAUUUCUGAGGAAUCUCUACAUCCGACAGAUCGAAAUAAUUAUUCCCAGAGUAUUAUACUUGCUCGUGCAGACCGCCACUAGUUUGCUCAUUCGUUAUUUUUGCCAUUGUUUUACCUAAAUGGCUUAGAUUCCUCUCUGCUAUGAUCAGUUAAUGUUUUGUGUUGUCUGUUAAUAAUCUUCUCACGUUUCUACAUCUGACUGCACCAAAUCAUGAAGAAAUAUAUAAGAAAAACAAAUUCCUCACCAAAGAUACAUCAAGGAAUCAAUGAAGAAUAAGAAGGACUGAGCAAUGACAUUGUCAAGAUCUACAACUUCAGUUAUAUAAUAACCUUGAAGUAAUUCAUGAAAUUAUACAAGAAUUAUCUUUGUAUUUAACAAACAACUAACGACAACAUGGAGGAGACUUUACGUGAAAAUCUUGUUCCUUCUACUGAAAUAAAAACCGAGAGUAAAGAUUUAUCCCAUGAAAUGCAAUUAAAUAUCACAAAGAAAUUCUACACCUGUGAAGUAUGUUUACUUAUAUUCUCUGAUAUAGAAAGUUUGACUAAUCACAAAUAUAUCCACACAGAUAAAAAAACAUAUCACUGUGAUAUCUGUGGUAAAGUGUUUACAGUCCGUUCAAAAUUGACUCGUCAUAAACUCACUCACACGGGGGAUAAACCAUAUCAGUGUAGUGUCUGUGCUAAGACUUUCUCACAGAAGAAUAAUUUAUCUCGUCACGAAUAUACACACUUAAAAGAAAAACCAUGCCAAUGUGAUAUAUGUGGUAAAAUAUUCUCUAAGAAUUCAAAAUUAGCUCGUCAUAAAUGUACACAUACAAAUGAGAAAGUAUACCGCUGUGAUAUCUGUGGCAAAACAUUUUCAAACAUAGCUAAUUUAACUAAUCACAAACAUACUCACAUUGCAGAAAAACCAUUUCAGUGUGAUAUCUGUGGUAAAAUAUUCUCAACAAUUGGAACUUUAUCUUCUCAUAAACGUAUCCAUUCAGAUGAAAAACCUUAUCAUUGUGAUGUCUGUGGCAAAGCCUUCAAAGUACUUAGAAAAUUAACUGCUCAUAAACGUAUUCAUACUGAUGACAAGCCAUACCUUUGUGAUAUCUGUGGUAAGACAUUUACUACAAAUAGAACAUUGACUGUCCAUAAACGUCUUCAUGUUGAUGAAAAACUCCAUGAUUGUGAUGUCUGUGGGAAAACGUUUUCUAAAAGCAAAAUAUUAACCAUCCAUAAGCGUAUUCACAUGGAUGAGAAACCAUACCACUGUGAUGUCUGUGGUAAAGCAUUUUCUCAAAAUGGAUAUUUAACUUACCAUAAGCUGAUUCACACAGGAGAAAAACCAUACCACUGUGCUAUUUGUAGCAAAACAUUUUCUCGGAAUGAUUACUUGAAACGUCAUGUACGUACUCAUACAGGAGAAAAACCAUAUGAAUGUGAUAUCUGUGGUAAAAGAUUCUCUGGAAGUGCAAAUCUAUCUUGUCAUAAACGUAUACAUACAGGUAGUAAACCAUACCAUUGCGAUAUCUGUGGUAAAACAUUCUCAACAACUGGAAAUUUAUCUUGUCAUAAGCGUAUUCAUUCAAACGAAAAACCAUAUCAGUGUGAUAUCUGUAAUAAAACAUUCUCUCAGAGUGGGCAUUUAAGUAAUCACCGAAAUAUUCACACGGGGGAGAAACCAUACCAGUGUGAUAUCUGUGGUAAAAGAUUUGCGGUAAGUGGAGAUUUGUCUCGUCACAGACGUAUUCACACUGUUGAGAAACCUUACCAGUGUGAUGUCUGUUUUAAGAAAUUCAGUGUUAGUGAAAAUUUAACUUCUCAUAAACUUAUCCACACAGAGAAAGCACACCAGUGUGACAUCUGUAAUAAAUUAUUUGCCAGAAAGAGAUAUUUAGUUCGGCACAAACAUAUUCAUACUGGUGUGAAGCCAUACCGCUGUGAUGUCUGUUCUAAGACAUUCUCUCGGAAGGAAUAUUUGACACAUCACAAACGUAUUCAUAAUGGAGAGGAAGCAUAUCAUUGUGAUAAAUGUGGCAAAACAUUCUCAGAGAAUUCUGAAUUAAAUUAUCACAAAUGUAUUCGCAAGAGUGACAAAUCACACCGUUGCAGUGUUUGUGGUAAAACUUUCACUCAGAAUUUGGUCUUAACUAUUCAUAAACGUACUCACACAGGUGAGAAACCAUACCACUGUGAUAUCUGUGGUAAAAAAUUCUUGAUAAGUGGAAGUUUGUCAUCUCAUAAACGUGUUCAUUCAGAGUGGAACCCAUAUGAGUAUGAUACCUCUGGUAAAACAUUUUCUGAAAACAAGCUUCUAACCAAUCACCAAAGUAUUCAUGGACGUGUAAAACAAUAUCGCUAUGAUAGCUAUGGAAAAGAAUUGUAUCAGAGUGGAGAUUUAGCUUACAAUAAACAUAUUGACGCUGGUGAAAAACUCUACCAGUCUAAUAUCUUUGGUAAAGAACUCACUGUAAAUGAAAAUUUAACUUCUCAUAAGAAUAUUUAUGCUGGUGAGAAACUGCAUCAGUGUGAUAUCUGUGGUAAAGUAUUUGCACUGAAGAGAUAUUUAAUAGUUCACAAAUGUAUUUUCACAGGUGAGAAACCAUACCACUGUGACAUGUGUGGUAGGACUUUCUCUCGAAAUGAAUAUUUAACACUUCACAAACGUCUUCACACAGGAGAUAAGCCAUAUCAGUGUGAUAUCUGUGCUAAAACAUUCUCUGCGAAUAUAAUUUUAACUUGUCAUAGACGUUUUCACACAGGAGAGAAACCACGCCGUUGCGAUAUCUGUACUAAAAGAUUCUGGUUUAAAGCUACUUUAAAUAGGCACCAGCGCACUCACUUACCAAAAAUAUCCUUCUAGUCAUCUUCCAUAAAAAUCAUGUGGUUUACACGCAGCUGUGUUCCACUGGUAAAGAACUCUGCCAAGUAUACUUAGAACACAUCCUCUACCAACACCACUGGAAGGUAUUAUGAGCUUUAGCACUGCCAUUGAGAUUAAAAAAAAAUCAAACAAUACCUUUGUGUUCUUUGUGCUCUAUUGCUUCACAAAACUACUGUAGAGUCUUUUGGGUCUGUGCCCAGAGUGUCGCAACUUCUUGGAAUCUUCCACUCUACCAUUCCUCCAGCAAGGACUUCCUCUGUUGGCAACACAUCUGUUGUGAAAACUUCCCCAUUUGCCAUGCACUUAGCUUCCAACUGACCGAAACUCACUACAAACCUUUCUUCUGAAUGCUUCUGUUAUCAUCAACACACUGUCAUGACGAAACUAGAAAAUACCUAUCCUGUGGAGUUUAUGUGUUAUCACAUCUGUUGAAGUAGAAGACCAGGGUCCCUUUUUCAGACAUAAGAGAUUGUUAAAAAGCCUACAAAGCUGCAGCUUAGAUUGCAACAAGGACCUUCUUUAUAGAAUACAAAGAUUGUAAGAAUCCAACUAAGUAUCAGGGAACAACGAUGUCUCAAUACAACACAACGUUCUUAUGUUGGACACUAAAUAUGAUUAUGACUAGGGUCAAAACCCCUUUGGUCAUAAAUGACCAUGGGAUUGCACCUAGAAAGCUCCCUUCGGAAGCACAAGUCUGGGAAAGGUUAUUUAUGGAAGAUCAACAGUCACUCAUGCAUACCAGCCUCCUCUCUCCAUGCCACUGACGUUAUCAUAGGGAAAGGCAAAAGUCGAUACAGCUUGGCACCAGUGACAUCACAACUCAUUUCUACAGCUGAGUGAACUGGAGCAAUGUGAAAUAAAGCGUCUUGCUCAAGAACACAACACAGCCUGGUUCAAGAAUUGAACUCACUACCUCAUGAUUAUGAGCCUGACGCUCUAACCACUGGGCCAUGCUCCUUCACAUGACUGUGACUAGUGCUUGGGUAUUCAUCAAGUUGAGUCUAUCAGUACGAUUUGGGCUGUCAUGACAGACUUCAUGCAGCAGAAAAUAAGUGUCGUUGGGUUAGGGUUACUUUUGCUGUUGAAGGCUUUCACUGGAAGGGACACCAGCUUGUUACAAGGGGAUCUUCCAGCUAUUGUUAGUACUCAUUUACAUAUGAGCAAACUGGAGCAAUGGAAAAGGAAGUUCUUUACUUAAGGACACGGCACCACCUCCUCCAGGAACUGAAACCACAAUCUUAUGAUUUUGAGCCUUGCAUGCUAACCACUGGGACCCAUACCUUUAGUUAGUAUUUGUUAACCACUGUACAUUGUGUGAGAAGAUCAAAGUUUAUCCCUGUCUCCAGAGGGAUAUAUUUACCCUGAUGGGAUAUGACCCAUCCCCUCUGGAAUAGGAGAGGCAAGAUGAUAUAAGACUAUCUGAUACAUAUUUAGUUCUGCAACCCUGGGACUAUAUCCUAUUAGCCAGCCUUCUCACUUGAAACGAGUGAAGUAAAUGGAUUAACAGGUGUGGUGUAUCUCAACAUACAAAACUUUAUUAUGACUAAUUUAUUCAGUCUAAGGUUACACCAUCAGAGGUUUAGGAAACAACUAAUUACUGGUGAAAGUCUGGUCGUCUUUUCCAUGUGGAAAAAUAUUUAAGCUUCACAGUAACAGCUAUGCAUAGAAUCAAAAUGUAACCUUAACCCAUAUAUGCCCAUAAAAAAUUUCACUGUAUUUAGAUUAAACGUUAUAGUAAGCUUUCACAAUCUGGAAGAGAAGGACAAUAUGGAACUGUUAGCUACGGGUGUCGACUACCAACUGAACAUUUCGUGUGCUGAGUCAGAUGCUUCCCGGCGAGUUCAUAUCCAACACAAGUAGGAGCAGGUUUUGCAUUGCGAAAAUGCAACCAGGGGUAUAUGUUGGUUAAUGAUGAAACAACUAUCUCUGGUUCACUGGAACCAUUGGAACUAUUUCAAAUUAUUCUCAAAAAGAAGAGCUGAAUUUGUUUACUUCUGGACUGAGGAUAAAUGAGUACCAAAUUCCAUAUUGGAACAAAAUAGGGCACCACUUUCAAAAAUACUAAAUCAUUUCUCAUCUGCAACAAAAAAACAAAAGACUGAAGUCUGGUUUGAUUCAUUUUGCUUUUAUAUUAAUUUAGAGGAGAACUUGUUGUACAAAAAUUAGCAAAGCUAGUAGAAUGAUUAGAUGGUUCAAUGGACAGCAUUGUUAUUUUGAUUACCAUCAAGAACGAAGCCCUAAUCUUGACAGACUUUACUGUGGGAGUCAUCUUAACCCUUUUGUUGCCAUAUUUCUGUUGAAAUAUCCUGUCUUUGUUUCAAUUAAUUUUGAAAAUAAUUUAGUAAAGUAUUUUUGUCAUUAUUAAGCUGUUGUUUGGAAUGUAAAGUAACAUGAAAUUUUGAUGGAAGCUUUUAAUUAAGAUCAUUUUCUUUUGAAUGAGAAUUUUGUUAUCACAGAUUCAGGAAUGGUCUCAGGCAGGUACCUAAAGGGUUAAUGAUUUACUCUUUGAAACAAAGGAACAACCAAAAAGACAUUUUAUUCAUGUAUUAAAUGGGCUUAGCUAUUAACUCUGCUAAUUAGCCAUCUCAUGUAGCUUCAAUUAUUGUAAAAAAAACCCAAAAAACUAAAAAAACGAUGAAAAUGUUAUUUCUAAAGAUAGUUGUUAAUAGUCCCCCAAAUUAUAAUCUUAUUAAAGUAGUUUUUCAUUCAGAAUCAUUCUUGAGGCACAUCUUUUAUCAGUUCUCUUUUACUUUGUUUUAGUCAUUGGACUGUGGCCAUGCUGGGGCACCACCUCGAAGGGUUUAGUCAAACAAAUUAACCCCAGUUUAUAAUUUUUUGUUUAUAAAGUCUGGGACUUAUUCUAUUUGUCUCUUUUGCCAAACAGCUAAUGUUACAGGGAUGUAAACAAACAAACACUGGUUGUCAAGUGGCAGUGUGGGACCAAACAUAGUUGCACG